AUGGCCGACCUUGACAUAGUGAACGCUAGGCGACCUCGACAAUUUCGCAGGAUAGAUAGACAAACGGACGAAGACAACGACGAGGAAGUACGUAAACGGUAUAGAUUCACUCCGCACAACAUAGACAGAUUGGAACGACUGAUAGGCCACAGACUUGAGCGACCGACUCGCAGAAAUCAACCCUUGACACCACGGCAACAGAUUAUGAUUGCUUUACGUUUUUACGCCACUGGGAAUUUUUUACAAGUAAUAGGGGAUACAUUUGGGGUAGAUGUUGCCACGGUUUCAAGGGUUGUAACUGCAGUGACCGACUGUAUUUUUGACAUGAAGGACAGCGCGAUUCAAUUUUCGACGACAGACAGACAUAGACACAGGACUAAGACUGGAUUUCAUGCCAUAAGGGGAUUCCCGUCUGUGAUAUCAGCGGUAGACGGAACGCACGUAAGAAUACAAACGCCCAGUGAUGACGAGGAGCAGUAUGUCAAUAGAAAACAUUUUCACAGCAUUAACGUGCAAGCCAGCUGCGACCAUAGAGGUAUUUUCAACUGCAUAAAUGCCAUCUGGCCGGGCAGUACGCACGAUGCCCAUGUAUUUAGGACCUCGGAAUUGUUCCACUUCAUGGAAACACAUCAUCAUGGCCUUGAAGAUGGCAUACUGCUAGGGGACAGUGCCUACCCUUGCAAGCCUUACAUGCUCACCCCAUACCUGCACCCAGCAAAUGAAGCACAGCAACAUUUCAAUGAUGCGCAUUGCUCCACAAGAAAUGUUAUAGAAAGAGCCUUUGGUGUAUUGAAGAGGCGAUUUCAUAUACUACAUACAGAGAUCCGGAUGAAGCCACUGAAAGUAAGUAAGAUUGUGGUAUGUUGUGUUGUAUUACACAACCUUGCAAAGCUGUGGGGAGAACCCGAAGAAUUUCCGCCCGAGGAUGACCAGCAGCCCCCUACUGUUCUGAACCAUGACGAUGACAUGUCCGGAAAGGCAGUUCGGGAGUACAUUACAAUGCAAUACUUCAGUUGACAAGGAACAUUUGACAAGGAUGGAGACCACUUUCAUGAUCAUCAAUUUCCACCAGGUGGUUUAAACUGAUAUAAAUAAGUGUCUUUUAUCAAUGGCCCUGUGUAUGUGUAUAUUUUAACAACAGUGGUGACCACAUUUGAUGAAAUUGAAUGCUUGUGUCUGAAUUGAGUUUCUCUAGUUCAUGGCAUUUCAUAACACUUUUAUUAAACGAUACUGUGAUCCUUAUAAACAUUAUUGAAUGGUUGAAAUUGUAGUUACAAUGUAUGUGAUUUAUUUUUGAAUUUAGAGUUAUAUGGCAUGGUAGAAUUGACUGCAUCAUACAAUUUGAUUUAUUUCCAUAAAAAAAGACAAAAAUGUACAUUUUUAGUGAAUAAGAAACUUAUUAUUACAUUGAUCAUUUCUGAAUGUGAUUAUCAC
Molecule: messenger RNA, 1434 nt
Organism: Mya arenaria
Lineage: Eukaryota; Metazoa; Mollusca; Bivalvia; Myida; Myidae
Product: putative nuclease HARBI1
Exons: 6
Coding region: 1-1017 (338 amino acids)
Source: RefSeq, a predicted model, not a curated record